AUGGACAGUUACUCCGGAGAAAAAACUCCUGAUCAGGAUUAUGGUCGUAGCGAGGACAAAUUCAAUCUUCCGAAUUUCAAAGUCCCAUUUGAGUUUCGCGAACCGUACAUUUUAACAGGUUAUCGAAAACCUGAGAUCUCUGCACAAGAAUGUUUACAAAGCUCCCUCAGUCGCUGCAACGAAACCAUCAACGUCUGGUCGCACCUUGUUGCAUUUGCAUUCGUCCUGGUUCGAUCCAUGGUCGUGCUUUCAGAACACAAUCCCCUUGAAGAUCCGUUUGCUUAUCCGAUGAUUUCAUUCGUUGUCGGUACAUCAGCUAUGUUUUUAAUGAGUUCAGGAGCGCACUUGUUUAACUCCAUGUCAAGUAAGACACGCCAUGUUUGUUUCUUCUUCGAUUACGCAGCGAUCAGCGUGUAUGCCUUUUCUGCAGGCCAAGCUUUUUACUUCUACUCAAGACCUCUGAAACCAGACUGGGUAAUAUUCCGUUCGUAUCCGUCCUUCGUGGCUUUAUGUACGAUCGUGUCGUGCGUAUCGUUGUCUUCCUGCUGUGCAUCGAGACACCGCUGGAUUGGACACAAGUUUUUAAUUCGUACCGGAACGUUCAUGGCCUCAUUCUUCAUCAACACAUCACCCUAUUGGGUUCGAAUGUGGGACUGCCAAUCAGACAUGGACUGCAAUGCUGUGUCCAUCCCCUAUUUCAAGCGGCAGGCCUUGUUCUUCGCCAUUGCUGCCCUGGCAAAUGGUAGCAGAUUACCCGAGCGACUUAUGCCCGGCGUGUUUGACUUCUGUGGUCAGAGUCAUCACUUUUUACACAUCCUAUGUGCUAUUGCUACAGUAGAUGAGUUUACAGCUCUUUAUUUGGACAUGCUAGGGAGGCGAAAGGCCCUUGAGUUGUCGCAUGUGACUCCCACGUUUGCUAAUAGUCUUCUGCUGACUACAGUGGUCUUAGUUGCUAAUGUGGCGAUUGUCUUAUGGUUUACCCGUGCGAUCAAGUCCAAUGACACUGCAUGUAAGAAAAAAACUUAA
This is a messenger RNA of Porites lobata, 1026 nucleotides long. NCBI's taxonomy places the organism in Eukaryota, Metazoa, Cnidaria, Anthozoa, Scleractinia, Poritidae. The record is from the annotation of a GenBank genome assembly.